AUGCUGCUAUUUGUAAAGCUUCUCGUCGCAUUAACAUCUCUGGUAUCGUAUGCCGCGUCCACAGUGUCGAGCAAUGACCCUGUUGUUAUUGAGCUUUUUCCAGAGGUGUCACUUUCAUCUCAGACCGUCCAGUACGGCAUCCCACGGCUCUUCCGUAUCGUAGACCUUGAACCUGCCACCGUCUACGACAUCAAAGUAUCGUAUCCAGCGACCCAGCCAUCGCGUUUUAUGUUGCAAGUGGAGCGAGUGCGACUUCGAACCAGUGACAAUAUUGACGUUACAAACGCAAAUAUUGUCCAAAAUAUUGCAACAAGUCAGCCAAUCCCACAUCGGAUACUAAACACCGUAAAACUUCGUCUAUAUCCGAAUGAAGCAGAGCUCCACAAGUCGUCUAUGCGGUAUCGUUUGAAAUCGUCCGAAACAGCGGUUGAGGUGGAAUUUUCACUUUUCGUGCAAGUCGAAGGCGUGCGACAUCCCGAGUCAAAGAUGAAGACGGAAAAGUGUGUCUUUGAUAUUGUGGUUGAGAAAGUCCUGUUUGAAGCUUUUCCAAAGACGACAUUAUGGUUAAUUGGAUGGUUACUACUACUACUUUUUACAGAGUCGAGUUGA
Molecule: messenger RNA, 609 nt
Organism: Peronospora belbahrii
Lineage: Eukaryota; Oomycota; Peronosporomycetes; Peronosporales; Peronosporaceae
Source: the annotation of a GenBank genome assembly